AGCCAGACGACCUUCAUCUACAGGCCAAAUCGUUCGUUGAACUUGUUCAAAUUUGACUCUCUAGUCGUAGAUAAUCAAUUUCCCUUUCAACCGUGCGUGGCUGUCCUCACAAUGCCUGCCGUCACCCGCAGUCUGCGGUCAUCGACGCGCCUGAACACAGCCCCAGCAGCGGAUGAGAAGAAGCCAUCGCCAGCAAAAUCCAAGCCCAGCACCAAGACAGAAAAGAAGACCAAGAAGCCAAUUUCGCAAUCCCCAUCUCCGCCAAAGGCCGCUGCAAGUCUCAAGAGAAAAGCACCGGCGGCAGCCGAGGAAACAGCUGAGAAGGAAGAAGAGACCAAAGCCAAGGCUGUCGAGGACGAGGACGAGCCCAAGCCGAAGCCCGCCAAGAAGGCCAAGAAGCCAGCGGCAGGGAAGAAGGAAGCGCCGCCGAAAAAGACAAAGGACGAACUCAAGGCCCUUCGCGAUGCGCCCGUCCCGGACGUCAACUCCGAGGCGGAGCCACGGGAUCCGCCGGGCCCGCGGUACUGGCUCAUGAAGUCUGAGCCGGAUGUUCGCAUCGAGGACGGGUAUGAGAUCAAGUUCUCCAUUGAUGACUUGGCUGCCAAGAAGACGCCCGAGGGCUGGGAGGGUAUUCGGAAUUACGUCGCGCGGAAUAACCUGCGAGGUAUGAGAAAGGGCGACAAGGCCUUCUUCUACCACUCGAACUGUAAAGAGCCUGGUGUUGUUGGUAUUAUGAGUAUAGCCAAGGAACAUUCGCCCGACUGGAACGCCUGCAUCAAUGACAACCCGUACUACGACGACAGCGCCCCGCACGAUGGGAGCAAAUGGAGCCUCGUCCACGUCAAGAUCGAGCACAAGUUCCCGCGCAUCGUGCCGCUGAGCCUGCUCAAGGAGUCGCGGGGCAACGGCCCGCUGCAGAACAUGGAGCUGCUGAAGCAAUCCCGUCUCAGCGUAAACAAGGUUACGCGGGGGGAGUGGGAUGAAGUCAUCCGCAUGGCCAAGGAGCUCGACGAGGACAAGGAGUGGGAUAAAACUGUUGAGGAGUCGAAGAAGUUUCCUAACUAUUCGGCAGCAUGAAGGGAGCGGGAGAAAGGUUAUGUUGUGUGACCUUGUUCAAUUAGGCUGACUGACUCUGCAAGUGGUAUCAAGGACUUGGGAUACUGGAUACAUCCCGGCGGGGGCCGCUUCUAAUUCCCAACGUGUU
This is a messenger RNA of Colletotrichum phormii, 1204 nucleotides long. Its product is annotated as PUA-like domain-containing protein. Gene Ontology annotation, cellular component: nucleus. Bases 112 to 1077 code for a protein of 321 amino acids. The record is from RefSeq and is a predicted model, not a curated record. Lineage: Eukaryota; Fungi; Ascomycota; Sordariomycetes; Glomerellales; Glomerellaceae. The transcript has 4 exons.